Exophiala aquamarina CBS 119918 is the source of this 2241-nucleotide messenger RNA. RefSeq lists its product as uncharacterized. NCBI's taxonomy places the organism in Eukaryota, Fungi, Ascomycota, Eurotiomycetes, Chaetothyriales, Herpotrichiellaceae. The record is from RefSeq and is a predicted model, not a curated record. The coding region runs from base 1 to 2241 and encodes 746 amino acids. The transcript has a single exon.
AUGUCCGCGCUCCCUCGAAGGCUGCUCGGCCACAACGAUAGAAACUUCUACGUCUUCGAUCCCCGCUCUCACGGUGUGAGUGAGUUCCACAUAAUCUCCUACACCUGGGGUGGGGAAACACAGCCGUACAACUGCGGGAUAGAAGGCGUAAGCUGGGACGUGAAAACUCCCUGGGAAAGGAUCAAAGACAUCCAGAGGCUGAUGAUUGCCGGGGGCGUGCAGUACAUUUGGGUGGACAGCUUGUGCAUCAACCAGGCGGACGAGAACGAGCGGUCGGCUGAGAUCUCCAAGAUGUACGAAUACUACAGCAACGCCGACACUUGCCACAUCCUGUUGGGCAUGACCAAGGUGUGGGAUCCGCAAGUGAUCGUCAACAACCUACACUUCGUCGACCACAUCCUUGCACAUAUGGGUGGUGCGGCGCUCGCCUCGGAGGCCCCUGGGCUGACUACGAACUCGACCAGGCGCCUGGCCCAGUGGGAGAACGACGAGAAGUGGGCUUUCCCCGUGGUUGAGUCGACGGUGAGGGCCGCGGCCAUAGACAUGGGCGUGCUGAACUGCUAUGCGACCUGCGUCAGCCACGUCAAGUCGAUGUUCGACAAUCCAUACUUUUUCAGAGUGUGGACAUUCCAGGAGAUGAUACUGGGAAAAAAUAUCACCAUGUGGGGCAUCAACCAGGAGAAAAUCUCGGAAAUAGGAAAGCUGAGUACCUGGAUGGACUUGGCCAUUGACUCCCAGGACAAGGCGGUCAAACUGCUGAACUGGAUCAGGGAGUCAAGAGCCCUGAAGACCGCGUCGGUCAAUACAAUUUUAAGGUUCAUCGAGGAGGACUGUCAUUCUCUCGAUGCCCUACAGACGCAGGUCAAGGGCAUUAGCUCCGCAAGGACAGAUAUCAUCAACGGAGGUCCUUCCUGGUGGCAUGGGAACCACAAGGGGGUGAGCAACAUCUUCUCGGCCGUCUCCAUAACGCCGCGGAAGUGUCUCAAGAGGGAGGACAUCUUUAAAGGGCUCCUGGGCAUCUUCAGCGGGCUAUUCACUCCGGAAGAGAUUAAGCAGGAGAUGUCCGGGAACGAUAUAGAAAGGAUUUCGUUCAAUUUUUUCAAGCGGCUAUCCACCAGGACGGGCCGCGCGUGGACCAAGCUUGCGAUAAGCAGCGGGGAAAGAGGGAAUUGGGACUGGAUCCCCGUGGUAGAGAAUCCCAGCGUGGUCAUGACCACCGACUGCUUCGCCGGGGUGGUCAACAUGGGAUUCCUGGGGCAAAAGGGGCAAGCCAAGGCCAGAGCGAUGACCGGCGUCAGCGGCGUCCCCCGCCAGUACAUGAGUAUCCGGCUCAACCAGGACAAUCGAGGAUUCCAGUUCACCUUCCAGGGCUGUAACUGUGGGAAGAAGGUUAAAACCGGCCACUUCAGCAGCGAGCUGAUACCUACCUACGACCAACCUCGGGACGUGGUCAAGGACGAGAGCGGCAGGGUGUUGGUGCAAGUCGCGACGAUCCUAGGGAGCGUCAUGGACCCCGGUGGCGACAUCAUCGAAUAUAGGAGGCGGCUGCUCAGCAAACUUCAACCAGACUGGAAAACAAACGACCCCAGCGCGAAGCCCACCGGGUGGGAAGACCGAUGCGUGAGCGGAACCGACUGGGAGAACCCGAAUUUCCGGUACAUCAGGACGCACAACUGGUCCAUGAACUACCGAAUGGUGGACAUCAAAGGCUGCGAGACGCGGCUCCACAAUGAAAGCACGGCGAACAUUUCCUGUGAAGUCCGCGUGAAUUGCGGGUGCACGAUCGUGGCCCCCUUUUCCCUGAUGUUCGAAGCCAUAACGGCGGUGUUUGGGAGUUUCCUCGGCAAGGUCUCCGGGGAGCUCGACGACGACGACCGGAUCAUUCUGAAGGAUGGACUGGGUCUGGUGCAGGUCGGAGACAUCGGCCGGACCUUCAAGCUGGUCGCGUUCGGAGGAGAUGUCAACGCCCACAAGUCUUAUGCAAGAAGCUGUAGGCGCGUUAAGCAGGACAAGGCCGUCCAUCCCACGCGCCCCUGGCCCAGCGGCAGAGCCCUGGUGCGGGAGGAGUUCAGCCACGGCAUCACGGACGGGAUGAGAAACUACGGGUACGUGGGCACGGGGGGUUCUGGAAAUUUACUGAUUUGUAGAAACAACCCUAUCGGGCAGUACAAGAUUAUUGGCGUUUGCAUUGACGAUUAUAUUCCCUUUAAAAAGGACGAAGGUAAAGUGAAUAUACGAUGA